AUGAGUUGGCUCCUGACAAAGCUGAAAUCUGGGUCCUACAGGAGGAAAGUUCUGUUGAUAGAGGAACAGGAAUUUGGACAGUGCUAUGGCUUCCCUUUGGCACAGGUGAAGAAAACCAUGGCCCUUUCGCCUGCCAGCAGCACAGCUGCUGUGAAUGAUUCUGACACUCGGGCAGGCUGCCUCUUCAUUGGCAUCCCUGGGCUGGAGCACCUGCACAUCUGGCUCUCCAUCCCCUUCUGCGCCAUGUAUGUAGCAGCCCUGGCAGGGACUGGCAUUUUAAUUUGUGUCAUCCUCUCCCAGCCAGGCCUGCAUGAGCCCAUGUACAUAUUCCUGUCCACGUUGGCCAGUGCUGGUAUCUUGCUCUCCACUUCCGUGCUGCCCAAAGCCCUGGCCAACUUCUGGCUGGGUUCUAGCCACAUUUCCUUUGAUAGUGGCCUCACGCAGAUGUUCUUCAUCCACUUCCUCUUUGUGGCUGACUCUGCAGUCCUGCUGGCCAUGGCCUUUGACCACUUUGUGGCCAUCUGCUCCCCUCUGUGAUAUGCCACAAUCCUCAGGAGCACAGUCAUUGGGAAGAUCAGCGCUGCCACUCUCACCCGCAGCUUCAUCAUCAUGUUCCCCUCCAUCCUCCUUCUCAAGCGCCCACACGAUUGCCGGGUCAACAUCAUUGCACAUUUUUGUGAGCACAUGGGCAUCGCCCAUCUGUCCUGUUCUGAUAUCUCCCUCGGUGUCUGGUACGGCUUGGCAACUGCUCUACUCUCCACGGGCCUGGACAUCCUCCUUACCACUGUCUACAUUCCCAUCCUCUGAGCUGUCUUCCGCCCCCCUUCCCGAAAUGCCCGGUCGCAGGCCCUGAGCACGUGUGGCUCCCAGGUCUGUGCCAUCUUACUCUUCUGCAUCCCUGCCCUCCUCUCUGCCUUUGCCUAUAGUUUUGGUGGGAGACGCAUCCCCGCUGUCCAUAUCCUCCUGGCCAAGCUCUAUGUGGUCGUCCCACCUAUGCUCAAUCCCGUUAUUUAUGGAGUGAGGACCAAGCAGAUUUGGGAAGGGGCUAAACAGAUGUUUUUGCAUCUUGCCCAGGAAUCUGAAUAA
Zalophus californianus (California sea lion) is the source of this 1086-nucleotide messenger RNA. Its product is annotated as olfactory receptor 52B6. Gene Ontology annotation, cellular component: membrane. NCBI's taxonomy places the organism in Eukaryota, Metazoa, Chordata, Mammalia, Carnivora, Otariidae. The record is from RefSeq and is a predicted model, not a curated record. Gene Ontology annotation, molecular function: G protein-coupled receptor activity; olfactory receptor activity. Gene Ontology annotation, biological process: G protein-coupled receptor signaling pathway.